Branchiostoma belcheri (Belcher's lancelet) is the source of this 3545-nucleotide messenger RNA. RefSeq lists its product as uncharacterized. The record is from RefSeq and is a predicted model, not a curated record. The coding region runs from base 85 to 1338 and encodes 417 amino acids. Lineage: Eukaryota; Metazoa; Chordata; Leptocardii; Amphioxiformes; Branchiostomatidae. The transcript is spliced from 5 exons.
GCAGCAGAGGUUCGUUUUCUGUUGCCUCAAACCGACACCAACUUCCAGGGAUCAUAAGACAAGCAACAGUCGCCACUAUGUACCAUGGAUGAACCAGCAUGUGUGGGUGUUCAACUCCUAGGAAACCAUGCAAGUACUUCAGCACAAAACGACGUACGCAGCUCACCUUCCGAAUCCUCGAAUGUCUACCACCAUCAUCAGCACCAAACUACACGGGAAUCGAACAACAUUUCCCACUGGCAAGAGAUUCUGCGUUGGCGUUGGGUGGACUUUUUGGUGACCAUGUUGAUCAUCGGACCUUUAACUGUGGCCUAUUGGCGCGGAACCUGGUCCCUCAUGAACGUUUACUUAUUUCCCAACAACGAUGUAAUAAGCGCAUGGGCGUCAUUUGCUAUCGGGACAUCGGUGAUUUUGAUGCUGAAUUUCUGUCAAGGAAAUCUGACGAACAGGCUUACAAGACGACAAGAUGUCCUCUUUCACGUUCUGUUAAGGAUCUACAUCUACGUUUUCGGAUUCUCUGUGGUGAACCAUUGGAGAGGAUGUUGGUACGUUCUUGAUGCACACACAAAUGUGACAGUUUUAAGUGCCGUCAUUUCUGUCGUUGUGCCCCUCCCCAUUCUUUUGGCUCUCCGCGCGUGUGGAAAUCUCGUUGCCUCUCCUGGAGUCAUUCUUGUGGACUUUUGUGACGCUCCGUUCAGGAUAGGAACCCGGUUUGCGGCAGAAGCGUCGUUUUCGUGGGCGUUCGCAGGUGACGUUGUUCUGACCGUUGUUAUCAUCGGGUCGCUCGUCGUCGUCUCCUGGCGAGGCUUGUGGCUGCUUUUCGACAUCUUCCUCUUUCAAACGGACCCGGAACACUCUUCGUGGACGUCCGUUGGAAUCGGUUACGGAACUCUCGUUCUUCUCGCCCUGCUCGAAACUCCUGUAUCCAACCUUCUCCGAAAGACAAGAGAACUUUUUCCCCGCAUUGUACUUGAAGAUAUCUUCAAACUCGCGGCGUGGCUUGGGGUCUUGUCCGUCUGGAGAGGGCUGUGGCUUGUGUGUGACUACCACAUUUUGCCGGACAGGCCUGUACAAAGCUACUUGCUCACGCACGUGGUCGGCAUCGGAGGGUUGUACCUCAUGCAGGCGGGGAGAAGCGUCCUGGUGGCCGGGUGUGUUGUAGACGGGGACACGGCGGACGGGACUGGCGUUAGGAUGGGCAGGUACCUGGAACAGGUCUGCCCUAAACUGGUGCGUCUAUCUACGGAGCAGGUAUCCGACCAACGUUGCCAUAGUGACUGGGGACAACAAACAACGUCAUCUUCACAAGAUGUUGUACACUACGAGACAAGCCUGUAACCUGCCGAUAAUCAAAUCAACAUGGCCUUAUUGUAUUACUGCAAGACGCUCGCAGUAUCCAUUUAUUAAUUAGUCCACCAGAAAAACAGGUAUGUUUAGUUUACUGGACAAUUGUAUGGAAAGAAGAAGAGGUAGACAGAAGUAGAAGUGGGACGACAAUAAUAAGGAGUCGACCGACCAGCCCCUUGCCAAUACCCAAGCGUUCAGGCACACGACAGAGAGGGGAUGGCAGUUUGAUCAACUACAAAGUGCCCCCACUCCGGUAAGCGGUAUAGGAAAAAUUCAACCUGCGACCAGAAUAGCAAAUCCCCAGUGUUUUAGCGUUCGUUGUCUGCACGUGAGACAACUGGCCUUCAGAAUGUCCCUCCCAAGCGAGGUCAGCUCGCAUACUAACCCUGCGAAAAAUGACAUCCACGUCACUGCGGUCACUACAACUUCUCCACAACAUCUUGCACGAGAAACAGAAAACACCGAGCGACGCAGUACCACCAAGUACGUUCUCCUGUGUUGUCUUGACGCCGUUAUCAAUGGCGUCGUCGUCGCUCCUCUUGUCGUGGCCUACUUCAGUGGAACCUGGAAUCUUCUCGACAUUUACCUUAUACCAGAGAACUUCAGCUGGAGUGCUGUGGCGUCACUUUUGAUCGGGAUUGCCCUCACGCUUCUUAUAAACUUGCUCCAGGGCGUGUUGGGAUCCCUGUUCGCUGAACGAAGUGUCGUCUUCCACAUCGUGUACAGGCUGUACAUCUAUAUCUACGGCUUCGCGGCGAUAAACCAGUUCAGAGGACUCUGGUACUUGCUGGACGACCUGACAGGAGAGACCAUCCUCGGGGCAGCCGUUUGUGUAGGAGUGUCCCUCUUGGUCUCCGCCCCACUUCGUGUUAUGAACAACAUUGCUGCGUCUCCGAUGAUCACCAAUGUCGACAUCCGUAGUGAAGAACCGUUUCGUGUGGACACCCGCUUCGGAGUAAAACCGGCCAAGACGUGGAAGUUCGUCGGUGACGUGGUCCUGACCGUGGUUGUUGUUAUUUCCCUGGUCAUACUCGCCUGGCGUGGAACCUGGCAACUGUUCGACUUUCUCAUUUUCCCGUCGGACUUCAUUCGCUCUACUUGGACCUCCCUAGGCAUCGGAUACGCCAUCUACAUAACUCUCUUUGUCUUAGAAUACCCUACGUCUUGUCUUAUAAGAAAAGUCAAGACGUUUUACCUCGGUCUGGGAGUUGAGAUGAUGUUUAGUUUCGUGGGUGGAGUCGGGAGUGUGGCGGUGUGGCGCGGGUUGUGGUAUGUGUACGAACUUUACGUCUUUCCCGACGAUUUCGUCGCAAGUGCCUGGCUGACUCACGGGGUUGGUGCCGCAGGUUUGUUCGUCAUACUGGCGGGACGAAGCGCGCUGGUGACCCCAUCAGACGUGGACGGGGAGGCCCGGGACGGCAGCGGUGUCGAGCUGGGCCGCUACCUCGAGCAGAUCUGCCCCAAACUGAUACAGAAGUUCGUCUCCAACAAAUCUUCCAGUCCUGGGGCAGCUCCAAGUCCUGAUGAUGUCAAAUUCGAAGAAACUUGCCUAUAGUUGCCAACUCCGAGCAGAUCUUCUGCAGUUAUAGAAACGUUCAAGUUCGAAAAUUCAAUUUCAAUAGCUCAAGCCUAGGUUGACGUCGACGAAUUUUCAUUGUUUUCGGUUCUUAGAUACCUUAAGUUAUGAUAAACAUAUAGAGAUGAACGAAAUUGUGAACUAUGCCUAAUGAACAAGAAAUAAUUAGGGUUAUUGAUAAUUACUGACGAAAUAAUCUUCAUACACUUGGCAAGGUAACUUUGUACUCAAGGCAAGAGAAGGCAAAUAUAUACGUCACAUUUUAAUAAUAUUUAUUCCAUAUGAGGCAAAAAGGUUUUGAUACAAUCCUGAAAUGUUUUGCCUCUAACAAAUAUAUUUCAAUUAUACUUCACAAAUCACAAACUUGGCAAGUGUGAUAAAACUUCUACCUCCUCUCUCUCUCUGCAACCAUGUGCUACUUACAGUAUACAAAAUAUAACCUUUCAUAUGGAACAGUAAAAAAAAAAAACAUGGUACAUCAUAUUGGCACCGAUGGCGCAAAUACACACUAGAUUGGCUUAGUCCGACAUUAUCUUUCGACUACUAUCAUACAUUGCAAACCGAACACAACUUUUUUAAGUGCUUACCCAUAAACAGCAGAGUUCAAAUAUAUAUAAGCUCU